Chlorocebus sabaeus (green monkey) is the source of this 1101-nucleotide messenger RNA. RefSeq lists its product as uncharacterized. Lineage: Eukaryota; Metazoa; Chordata; Mammalia; Primates; Cercopithecidae. The record is from RefSeq and is a predicted model, not a curated record.
CCACAGUGUGGAAAAUACUUUUGCAGACGAGCCCACACACCCACCGCCGCACGUGCUUUUCUGCCGGGAAUCCCUGGGGUGAACGCGUGUUUUAUGGGCAUUUCCAGGAGCGUGCGUGCACCUCCAGAUGAGGGGCUGGCGGGCGGGGGUGGCAGCAGCAGCUCUAGCCUUGGGGACACCAGCGUCUCUCAGCCACACCAGGGAAAAAGAGAGUUAAGGACACUCACCCCCUCCACGCACACACACACACAAGGCAGCGUCGGGUGGGAGCAAGAAGGCCGUUUCUCCUUCUGCUGCCUGGGUCUCUGACGGGCCUUCCCCGGUCCUGAGCGAGAAACCAGUUGCCAGGUGAAGGGCCACGGCGGGCCAGGCCCCGACCCUGUCGUGACCCACCUGGGCACCUUCCCGGACCAGCUCCGCCUACCCUGCCCUCCUCUCUCCAGGAAGGAGCCAGAACACGCACCCUUCUCCCACCCUCCCCAGGGGUAACCCCAGGCCAAGCACAGACAGCUCAGCUAUGACCUCUGGCCUCUGGGGACAUAAACAGGGCGGCUGGGCCGGGGUGGCAGGUGCUCCACUUUCCCUCUCUCUGCGUGGUCCCUUUGACGGCCGGCCACCGUGUCCGGGGUGCAACGCUAGGCCUCCAGGCCACGCAUCCAUCUCCAAGUUAACAGGCCCUUAUCCUGCCCAAGCUCUGGGGCAGGUAGGAGGGGCCAUCACACACCUGCCCAUGUGUGAGUGACCCAGGAGGGGGCUUCUGGGUGGAGGUGGAGCCACCACGCCCUUCCUCAAGGGAUCACUUAUUAAAUGUCCUCGGGCCCUCUGCACAGAAGCCAUACGCCGGCCAACCGCGCCUCCUUCUCUGUCCACGGAACCGUUGCCGAUCUAAUCUUUGUAAAGACCUGUCUCCUGUUUCCAGCCACCACCUGUGGUUCUAGCAGGUUCUAUGCCAUCUGCAUUGGGAUGUCUGGUUGUUUUUAUUUCUGACUUUUUUAAAAUUCCAGGUGUGCCGCACCCACUUUCUCGCAGUGUUUUAAUAUUACGUGGAGUUGUUGAUACAAUGUGAAUUCAUACACAAUAAACAGCCUCACUCUCCCUUUU